AAAACUGACUAAUAGUGCUGUAGUGGAGUUGCCGAGCUGCAGAGAAUACCCUUCACACGUCCUUGCCAAUUCCCUUGCUGCUGUCACAAUUUUUGCUAUCCUGUGCUAAAGCUACAGGGUUAUGCGAUGGAGAUGAGCUGGGCAUCUUGAUUUCUUUCUGGACCUUUUGAGAAAAACCAGGGAAAUGAAGAAUUGAUAUAAUGGGAAAAAUCUAGGCUUUCUAAGCGUUCCUUUUGUUUUCGUUUCUUUCUUGCUCGGCAACCAAACUAGUUGGCUACUAUGGAUCUCCAAACCGCGGAUGGAGUUCGAAGGAAUUCGACGAAAAUAUGCGCCCCAGUAAUGGCGGAAACAGUUGAUCAGAUGCUGACUCAAGCCCGAAAGGCCAAGGAACUUGGUGCCGACCUUGUCGAGAUUCGAUUGGACUUCUUGAAGACCUUUAAUCCUAGACAGGAUCUCGAGAUCUUGAUUAAACAGUGUCCUUUGCCUACUCUUAUCACUUAUAGGCCAAUAUGGGAAGGUGGAAAGUAUGAUGGUGAUGAAAGCAAGCGACAAAAUGCAUUACGUCUAGCCAUGGAGUUGGGAGCUGAUUAUAUUGAUGUUGAACUUCAGGUGGCUCAUGAUUUCUACAAUGCCAUUCAAGGGAAGAAACCGGCAAAGAUCAAAAUCAUCGUCUCUUCACACAACUAUCAAAAUACUCCAUCUCUUGAAGAAAUCGGCAAUCUUGUGGCAAGAAUACUGGCUACUGGAGCUGAUAUAGUAAAGGUUGCAACAACUGCUGUAGACAUCACAGACUCUGCACGUCUAUUUCAAAUUCUAGUGCAUUCUCAAGUCCCCAUGAUAGGAAUUGUCAUGGGUGAGAAGGGUUUUAUUUCAAGAAUACUUAGUGCAAAAUUUGGUGGGUUUCUCACUUUCGGUUCUAUUGAGGCGGGGUUGGUAUCAGCUCCUGGGCAACCAGCUGUAAAGGAGUUGCUGGAGUUAUACAAUUUCAGACAGUUAGGACCUGAUACCAAAGUACACGGUGUUAUUGGGAAUCCUAUCGGUCACAGCAAAAGUCCUCAUCUAUACAAUCCAGCAUUCAAAUCUGUCAAUUUUAAUGGAAUUUAUUUGCCUCUGUUGGUUGAUAAUGUCGCCAAUUUUCUCAAGACCUACUCGUCUCACGACUUUGUUGGAUACAGUUAUACAAUUCCUCAUAAGGAGGCUGGGUUUAAUUGUUGUGAUGAGAUAGAUCCAAUUGCCAAGGAAAUUGGAGCUAUUAGUUGCAUGAUCAAGAGACCUGAUGGAAACCUAAUGGGUUACAAUGUUGACUAUCUUGGAGCAAUUGCAGCUAUUGAGGAAGGACUUCGAGCAUCCAAUGGUGCAAGCCAAGCAUCUGGUUCUCCAUUGACCGGUAAAUUGUUUGUCGUCAUGGGAGCUGGUGGUGCUGGAAAAGCACUUGCUUUUGGUGGAAAAGAAAAGGGAGCAAGAGUCAUAGUGGCCAAUCGAACAUAUGACAAAGCCAAACAACUUGCCAGUAAAGUUGGAGGAGAAGCUAUAACUCUUGCCGAAUUAGAAAAUUUCCAUCCAGAAGAUGGGAUGAUUCUUGCAAAUACAACAUCUGUUGGAAUGAAACCAAAAAUUGAGAGCACACCCCUUUCCAAGGAAGCUCUUAAACACUAUUCUUUGGUUUUUGAUGCCAUUUACACCCCAAAAAUGACAAGACUGUUGAGAGAAGCACAAGAGUCUGGAGCCACUAUUGUUUAUGGAACAGAAAUGUUCAUUAACCAAGCAUUUGUACAGUUUGAAAAGUUCACCGGAUUGCCAGCACCAAAGCAACUGAUUCGGGACACUUUGGCGAGAAAUACAUAAGAAAUAUAUGUCUGGUUACUCUUAUUGCAGUUGGACCUAUUUUUCAACAUUACAGCUAUUGCAUUUCAAUUCCUCAAUGUUCCAUCAGAUGUUGCCUUCUUCUGUUGUACCAAUAAAUUAAAACUUUCAUUCU
Molecule: messenger RNA, 1978 nt
Organism: Carya illinoinensis
Lineage: Eukaryota; Viridiplantae; Streptophyta; Magnoliopsida; Fagales; Juglandaceae
Product: bifunctional 3-dehydroquinate dehydratase/shikimate dehydrogenase, chloroplastic-like
Exons: 11
Coding region: 280-1845 (521 amino acids)
Biological process (GO): chorismate biosynthetic process; shikimate metabolic process
Molecular function (GO): 3-dehydroquinate dehydratase activity; shikimate 3-dehydrogenase (NADP+) activity
Source: RefSeq, a predicted model, not a curated record